GCAGCGAGGGGCGCUACCUUCGCGUCGCAGUGUGGCAAAUCGCGGGGCGGAUGCCCUCUCCAAAAGCCUCAUAUGCGAGCACCAUUUCAAAUCCAAGAUAUCAGCGCUCAUUGGAUGGUCGAUCGUCUCCAUCCGUCGACCUCUUGGAGUGUGGCUAUACUGAAUGAAUUGCCAUGAUCGGACAUCGCGGGCUCCCUGUCAUCCGCUUGAUGUCAGACAUUCUCUUCAUCAAUACCAUGGAAAUCAUCAAGGUCAUCACAAGUGUCCUCGACAUCAUCACAAGCCAUAUGCAGUUCCUCAAUGUUCAGAUCUGCGGCUGUUUGCAGCUCAUCCUGUGCUUCUUCUCCCUGGCAAAGUCGUCGUGUGCGCAACGCGCGUCCAACCGCGCGAGACCGGCCGCAAAGGCUCAUCACCAACGUAUACUUGCUCGAUGAUAUCAUCAUCUAUUUCAUAUAGGUCCAUCGUUUCACCAUCAUGGUUGCUACACAGCUUUGCUGAAGCGGUGUCUACCUACUAGUCCUCGUCAGCAGCCAGAAAAAGUGCAUCCGCUUGCACAGCGAGCGACAGCGAGGUCUUUUGGUCAGGUAGCAAUCAAGAUGCUUGAAUCGAGACGUUCAAAGCUUUCAAGGUUUCCAGACUGCGAUCUUGCCCGUG
Messenger RNA from Protomyces lactucae-debilis, 654 nucleotides. RefSeq lists its product as uncharacterized. NCBI's taxonomy places the organism in Eukaryota, Fungi, Ascomycota, Taphrinomycetes, Taphrinales, Protomycetaceae. Bases 164 to 517 code for a protein of 117 amino acids. The transcript has a single exon. The record is from RefSeq and is a predicted model, not a curated record.